CACUCGCGUGCGCGCGUCGAACGGUUUCUGGCUUUAUUUGUGGGAAAAGUGUGUGUCUGACGGCGAAACGGUAAACGGGGAAAACGCUGCGCGGUUUUUGCUGCUAUCGAGUUCUUCUUUUGCUGGAUUUUAUAUAUGGAAACGAUUGUUGCUGCUGUAUCAUUGCAGCUUGCAGCUUUAAAUUUAACUUAAAUGCUAAAACAUCGUUUUGAAAAGCAACGCGAGAGUUAGACAAACAAGUUGGAGGAAAUUUUCCAGCUACAGCUACAGCUGCUGCCUCAGCCAGCGUCGCAGUCGCUGUUCGAGAUAAAGGAUAUGCCCGGAUCUAAAAGAUACAGUUUUUCCUCUUGUUUCUUUUUCCGCUGCUGCUGCUCGUGCUACAUUUGCUGCUUGGCAUUUUCCGCACAGCAACAACAAUCGUUGAGACAGGACCGCAAGUUUUGCUAAAAUGUAACAUAACACCAAAUAAGCAGAGUUAGGAAGAGUGAGCGCCAAAUAAUGCAAAUAAAUGAAUAAGCCCAAAUCAUUAACAAAUUAAAACGAGGCACGCAAAGGAGGGCAGGAAAAUAUAAAUAUCGAAAGGAGUCAAGUCAAGUGCUUUCGAGGAGCUGUUUGCUGACAUGCUUUGAGGUUAAUACCACCCACCACCACCCAACCGCCCACUACCACCCAUCUCAACCAUCAGCCAUCACCAACUCCUCCUACCUCCCUCAUCUCCGUUUUGGCCAAUUUCUCCGUCUGCUUUCGCCGCUUUCUUCGUCAACGCCGCUGCUGCCGCCGCCGCCGCCGCUGCUGCCGUCACCAUCAAAAGGCAUCGAAGCAGCAGCCACUGAAAAGGUUGAGAGCCCAUAAAAAAGCACAAAGAAAUUGAAUACUCACAGCGAAUUUUAGGCAUAAUGAGUUCGCUGUCGCGUCCCUAAAAACCGAGCACCUCAAAUGCAAAUUGAUAUUAAGCCGCCAAUCAUAAUCAGCACCGAUAUUAAUUAAAAACCCGCUAACAGUCAACAAUAAUCAAGCAACCGCCAUGGCCUCACCACCGGAGAGUCCCAUCGAGGAGGUGGUCUAUGAGUUGGAACACACACGAGUGCCUAAGCCCAUUCCCGUUGCCCUCGAGGAUCUGUGCCGGCAGACCAAGUUCACCAAACAGGAAAUCCGCGUCAUGUACAGAGGAUUCAAAACGGAAUGCCCCGAGGGCGUGGUACACGAGGAUUGUUUUAAGGAUAUCUACGCCAAAUUCUUUCCACAUGGCAAUUCAAGUUUAUACGCUCAUUAUGUGUUCAAAGCGUUCGAUGUUAAUUGCAAUGGCGCCAUUAGUUUUCGGGAUUUACUGGUCACCUUGUCGACCUUGCUGAGAGGUUCUGUAUAUGAGCGUCUGCGUUGGACCUUCAAGUUGUACGAUCUGAACGGCGACGGAAGGAUCAGUCGCGGCGAACUGAGUGAAAUUAUUUUGGCCAUUCACGAGCUUAUGGGUCGGAGACCACAUCAACCUGAGGACGAUCGCAAGGCGAGGGAUCAGGUUGAUCGUGUGUUUCGCAAACUGGACUUGAACCAAGAUGGCAUUAUAACGAUAGAGGAGUUUUUGGAGGCCUGCCUGAAGGACGACUUGGUAACUCGAUCGCUGCAAAUGUUCGACAACGACCUUUGAUGACAAGAGGGGGAGCUAGAGCCAGGGCUACGCAAUUCCAGGACUAUAAUAUCUCUUAUAGAUCUAUAAGUGCAAUAAGCAACUCUAAGGAAGUGACAACCCUAAAAAAAAUUACAAAAAUAUUACAAAAAAAAAAGGAGGGGGGAGAACCCCAAGCAAGCUUGAAAAACACCAGUGAAAUUGAUGGAAAACGAGGAAAUGAAACAUAUUAGUAAUUAAAAUUAGUUUAGGCAAAUAUCGAAGGAAGAAAUCUUUAAACUUUAUGAGUGUGUUAUUAUAUAACUAACGAAGAGGUCGACUAAGAUUGAAUAUAAAGAAUAUGUAAUUUUUUGAGCAUAUUAUGAAUUUAAUCCUGCCGUGAAAAGCGAAUUGGUCUUAUAUAUAUGUAUUUACUAUAUAAAUAUGUACAUGUAUGAUAUGAUAUAUGUGUAAAUGAAAUUGAUUUCGACAACAGAACUAAACUAAACCACCAAACCAAAUGUUUGAUUCAGGAAUGGAAUUGGUAUACCGACAACAAGAGAAACCGAGCUCUCAACACGAUUUACUUUACUACAAUUACGCAUAACAAAUAAUAGAAUACUAAAGUAUAAAUUUACACUUAGCUAAAUGAAAAGUUACCAAACAAAGGGUAUUUCCUUAGUUCACCUUGAUAGUCAUAUUUUCGAUUUAAUUGUUUUAAAAGAUCCUAACUGUUUAAUCCUUUUUUGCUUUGCUGUCCAAUACGCGAAUUGCAGUAUAAAUUAAAUUAAUUCAGAUUGUGGAUAGUUCUAUUAGCCCCAUAUGUUUUAAUGUGUGUGUUAUUGUUUUGCAUCAACUAAUUGAAUUUACAAUUUGUCUCAAUAAAGCUAUCGCCCAGCCAUAUUGGUUUAAAACGGCAAAAAAAAAAUAGAUACUACAUAAACAGAUGAAUAAAUAAAGCCUGGGUUUUGUGUGCCCGACCAACCACCGAUAUAUAAAUAGCACUUGACAAUUACGCUUGAUUUAAUAUUUAUACAAGGUCGUGUUGAUUUUUUAAUGAUAAAUGCAAUUCUCGACAUGACUCUUCAAUUAAAUUACAUUUUUAUUAAAUUACACUUGCCAAAACAUAUUUACACACAAGCACGCGACGCUUUGCCCGGUUUUUCGUGGUGUCCCCAUAUUUUGUACACUCAUUUCAUCAUUUCCCAAAAAACUUCAAAAGGAAUGUCCUUGGGAAUGUAGAAAACUUGUGCAGCGAAAUGAAAAUGUAAUAAUAAAAUAAUAAUGAAAAGCGAACGUUUUUAUAAAUACAUUGAAUGCUUAAUUGUGCAUGAACAAGACAAGACAAUCAAUGUGGUUUGAUAUUUCCUAUUUCCGCUUUUAGUUCUACACAUUGUUCUUCCAUUGUUGCUUUAAACAAAAACAUUUUUCUGUAUAAAAAGCCUUAAGCGAAGGACACUAGGAAAUGAAAUGAAAAUCAGGAAUCAGUGGUUUAAUGACGUCACAAGCUUUUAAUUUAAAUACUCAACUUAUCAGGUGUCGUUUGAAAUGUGUUAACUGUGUUUUAGACGAGAAAUAUCUAAAUGUUGGUCUUUGAAAACUAUGCCAACCGUAAUUAUUACACGUAGGGGCUUUAUAAAGAUUCAACCAUAAUUUAAUUUAGGUUGAAUCGGAGCUUCAGCAAGCCUACAACUUGGUUAAGCAUAAAAAUAUUUUACAUUCUUAAGCAUACUAACCAGGCAAGGAUUCUUCCACCAUUUUUCAGACAGGGUUCAAAUAUAAAACGAAACGAUCAGUUAAAGAUACUCCCAUCAAAACGGCAAAGCCAUUUAAAGCGAUUCCAUCAUCAAAUAAUCUUAGCAUUAGUAAAUGUGUUGAACAAGAACAUUUUGUUGAAUAUAAAAGUAUUCUUGUCUAAACAAAUACCUAUGCGACCUACUCGUUAAACCACCCACGAUUUCUAACUCUUAAGAAACGAUCUAUGCAAUAUGAGCGUACACUGUCCAAAAAUAAAAAAAAAAAUUACAAAAAAGCAACAAAUUGAUAUUAAUCUAUCAUUCGAAUUGAGGAAAGCUAUGUGUCUAACUAGUCAACAUAAUAAAUAAUGAAAUUGAAACGCUUAUACUAAUGUUAAAAACUUUAAUAUUAAACUAAAGAAUAUUUAUUUAACCAGUCGAAUUGGAAGAUAAUGUUUAGAAAUCGGUUUUAGCUGCUAAAUGUCCGAAAAGAUAACUAUCUAGAUUAUCCAAAAGCUAUGUCGAAAUCGACGUUUAAUUUGUACUAGCUAGAUGGUAUCAGUUUCCGAUUCUAGAACAUAAUAGGUGUAACUAAAGUGGUGUAACUUAUUUUUAAAACAACGUUUAAUUCGUAUUUCGUUAAAAAUAAAUUUAAUCCAAAUGUACCUAUAGUAAAUGUAAAUUACGAUAAUAAUUUUUUAGCCAAGAUUCCAUAGAACAUGAUGGAAUCUUAAACCUUUUGUUAACAAUAUAAAUGGUUUGCGCUAUCCCAAUAAUAAUAACAAAUAACAACAAAUUAAUUAACAAAGAAAACGUGGUUAGUGAUUUGGAUUGUUUAUAAGUAAAUUAUAGUAAGCUCUUUAAGCGAUUACUUAUAUAAAACACCUACAAUAAUUAAUCUAUAAAAUGACUACAAAACCAUUUGCGAAAAAUUCAUUAUUUUAUUAUUAUUCACCAAAGAUGCUGAUAUUGCCCUUAACUAUUUAUUAUUCUUAAAGUAAAGCUAUUUGUUGUAAACAUUUCAAAUUAACAUUAAUGGAUAGCUUUUCUUAAAAGAACCUAAAAAUGUGUUUUUAUCUAAAACCACUAAAAUGUACCUAUAGUUAAGUAUUGUCUACUUAGAAAAUACAUAAUGGAAUUUAAUUUUGGUAAAUCACAUUACGGCUUAAGUUCUCGAAUAUUUUAUUUAAAAUUGUGUUGUACUUCAGUUUUAGUCUGAUAAUAAGACAUACAAUUUAAUAAAACAACAAACCAGUUUUCAUGCCACUUAAAAUGAAAACCAAGAAAACACAUUUAAAAACAAGCCCAAC
Molecule: messenger RNA, 4649 nt
Organism: Drosophila melanogaster (fruit fly)
Lineage: Eukaryota; Metazoa; Arthropoda; Insecta; Diptera; Drosophilidae
Exons: 6
Coding region: 1025-1645 (206 amino acids)
Molecular function (GO): calcium ion binding
Source: RefSeq, marked reviewed